AACUAAACCUACUUUUAUACAGAAACUAUGUCGUGAAAUACGGAGACGCGCGACCUUUUUAUGACAGCCGGAAUCCGCAUGCUAAUUCCAACCUGAAUUUUAAGGACAUCGAGGACAGCUGGUCAGAAUGAAUAUUCGCUGUGCCACUCCGGAUGACUUGAUGAACAUGCAGCAUUGCAACCUGCUGUGUCUGCCAGAAAACUAUCAGAUGAAAUACUACUUCUAUCAUGGACUCUCAUGGCCACAGCUGUCAUAUGUAGCCGAAGAUGAAAAUGGAAAGGUUGUGGGAUAUGUCCUAGCGAAAAUAUCUCUUUGUAGGGAGGAGGACCCGGAGGACUCGGUGCCGCACGGACACAUCACAUCACUGGCUGUGAAGCGGUCACACAGACGACUCGGCCUGGCCCAGAAGCUGAUGGACCAGGCAUCCCGUGCAAUGGUGGAAUGUUUCAACGCUCAGUACGUCUCCCUCCACGUCCGGAAAAGCAACAGAGCUGCUCUACAUCUCUACACAAACACUCUCAAGUUUACGAUCAGCGAGAUCGAGCCCAAAUACUAUGCAGAUGGAGAGGAUGCCUACGCCAUGAGACGAGAUCUUUCGGAGUUUAGAGAAAGAUAUGGAGUUAAACAAGAAAUAGAAGGAAAUACAUCAUAGAAUUUCUGCAUCAUCAAGAAUAUGUGUUUGUGUGUGUAUGUAAAAACGAAAAACCAUCAAAAUAAACUGUAUAUAGAUC
Messenger RNA from Haliotis rufescens (red abalone), 731 nucleotides. RefSeq names its product N-alpha-acetyltransferase 10-like. Gene Ontology annotation, cellular component: NatA complex. NCBI's taxonomy places the organism in Eukaryota, Metazoa, Mollusca, Gastropoda, Lepetellida, Haliotidae. Gene Ontology annotation, biological process: N-terminal peptidyl-glutamic acid acetylation. The record is from RefSeq and is a predicted model, not a curated record. The coding region runs from base 128 to 652 and encodes 174 amino acids. The transcript has 7 exons. Gene Ontology annotation, molecular function: protein N-terminal-serine acetyltransferase activity; protein-N-terminal-glutamate acetyltransferase activity.